This is a messenger RNA of Ectocarpus sp. CCAP 1310/34, 2850 nucleotides long. The record is from the annotation of a GenBank genome assembly. NCBI's taxonomy places the organism in Eukaryota, Phaeophyceae, Ectocarpales, Ectocarpaceae.
AUGCUGGACGUCGUUGGGGACGCGGAAAUAGCGGAGGACAGUGGGAACGGCGGGGGGCUGCUGGUGGUUAUGCCUCGCGAGGAGCUGGUGGCGAAGGUCCUAUGCGCCGAGUCCGCGGCGCCGCCAUCGUUAGGACAGAAUCUUCUCGCUUGGACCCCGCCGGUCACCACACAGCUGCGAGCGCUCAUGGGCCGCGCCGUUCGCGACGUCGCUCGCGACCCCUACCUGGCUACACUGCACCUCGUGCUGACGCCCUUGGUUGGACUGCUCGUGGGGUCACUGUUCGGCGACUUGAGGCAUGACAAUGACCAGACCGCGGGGAUACAGGGCCGCCUGGGAGUGGUCUUCUUCCUCCUCCUCCUCCUCUCCUUCCUCUGCCUCACUUCCCUGGCCUCCUGGGUCCGCCAGAUGUCGCUCUUCCGGCACGAGCGCGAGUCCGGCGCCUACGGCGCCCUUGCCCACCUCGCCACCUCCUUCCUCGCCGACGCUCUCGUCUGCCGCGUCCUUCCCCCGGUCCUCCUGGCGGCCACAGUACGCCCCCUCGCCGGCCUUCGCUACGGCAGCCUGCCGGGCCUCUGCGCCGGGCUGGUCGUGUUCAACGUCGCGGUGGCGGCGGUGCUGGCGGCGUGCGGAGCGGGAGCGAGGUCGCCGCAGGAGGCGUUGGCGAUGGGGUGCCUGUUCGUGCUGUUCUCGGCGCUGUUGUCGGGGUUUCUGGUGGCGAGGGAUGACCUGCCCGGGGUCUGGGGGGGGCUGCUGUGGGCCUCGCCCAUCGCCCACGGCUUCGAAGCAUUGUUGAUCAACGAGUUUAGCGAGUACGGCGCACUGUUCACGCUGACGACCGUCAUCAGCGGAGUGACGGCGUCUGUAGGCCCUCUCACCGGCGACAGCAUCCUCAGCUGCUUCGGGUUCGAGAACGGGCGGUUCUCCAUGGACAUGGGCUUGCUGGCCGCCAUCGGGGGCGCGGGGCUGCUGUUGGCCUACGCCUUACUGAAGCGCGCGUGAGGGAGUAGUAGUGAGAGAUUCGCCGCAUUUUGUGGCUGGCUGGCUCGCUCGCUCGCCAACGUGCUCUUUCUCGUCCGAGAGAGAGUUUUUUUUGUCGGUCUUGUAAUGAUGGCAUGUUUGAAGGUUUAUUUGGGAAGGAAACCAGUCCACAGCGUUGCGCGUCGUGGGCCUUGUUGGUAUCCGGGCCGUGUGCAUCCGUUUGCAUGCCCAUAGACCGUGCGCGACAUUAUUGCGUGAAAUCGCGACGCCGGUGGAUCUGGCUUGUGGGGGGGGUAUGUCCAGAUGUCUUGUGUGCUUUGUAUGCCUAAGAAAAACAGGAUAGUUUCCCCUGUUGUGUCUCCUGCUGUGUCUCAGAAAAGUUGCAGGAUAGAAGAAUCAGCGAUGAAGUACAGUGGUUAUUACCUUUCUUUGCACUUAAAAAGUACAUCUAGUACUUUUUAAGUUAUGUUGGUCGCGAGAUGUAUGAAGUAGUGCGGGCUCACAAUUUCGUUUUUUUUUUCGAAUGCCAUUCGUCAGCCAAUUAGCGCGCACACACGUUGUGCUUUUGUAGCACGGUUGGUUGUUAAUUUUCAGUCUUGCGUUUGUGUCCCUCUCCUCUUGAGACGCGACAAGCUUUCCCGCAUUCCUUCUCUCAACUUACCUACGCCGGGGGAGCAAGCAUUGCGCCACAGCGUUCAGUCCUCGUAUCAACGCGUUGUUGGUUCGGUAUUUAGAGACUCCUGUACUAGGUGAUGUCCAACGGUGGCCUGGUUGGGUCUUACUCUUCUGGUCCUAGUCCAAGGGAGAUGGGAAAAUAUUUUUGUAGUUUUGUCCAGGGGGACCGAGUUUUCGUUCUGCGUCAAGCGCUACCGGUUAAGUUGCUUGCUAGGUGGUCGAUUGGAUUGUGUCGGCGCAUGGCAAUGUAGCGUUUGAGUUAAGGGCCGAGUGGAUUUCCCCUUGGGGAGGUAUUCGGGGGGUAAAUUAGAGCGUAUGAUUGGUGUAUGUACGAUGAGCUUAUUAACGUUUUCAGUGCAGAAGGUGGAAUAUUUGUAGGAGUUUCCCUGGAAGUGAAUCGAUGUUAUGAAGAAGAAACCGUCGUAUGAUACCCGUGUUCAUCUAGUGCGUGUGAAUUCCUCGUGAAAACACUCGUGAUUAGCUCGGUACCGCAGGUUUAUCGAACCGCAGCGGUGUAGGUGACAAACUCAAAACGUGGACUGCUGGCGUAAUUUGCUGUUGGCUGACUUGUCUUUCUCAGGCCUCAUGCAAGGCAUGGGCACCUUGAAGUUCUGCUGUUGGCAGAUUACGGGUCCGUCUACAGUGGGGUACAGCAGUGUUGGCCCCGGUGUAGCGAUACCAAGUGUCAGGAGGGGGCGUGGUGGUGGUCGCAGUUGUCGGCGUAGCGGCUAGCACUCGCAGUCGGGGUGCCAUGCGAUUUCGUGGUUGCUAUUCGGGGCAUGUCGCUGAACCGGGCCCACAAUGGUACAGCAGUAGCAUGUCUUGUAGUUUUCUUGUGGAAGAAAAUACUUAGCAACAAGACUUGUGCGGAUGUUCCCGCAGGGACACGUUGUUUUCGGCUAUGCAUAGGUGGGCGCGCGUGGUCUGCGUGACCGCCAUGCCAGCGUCGGCCACAUGUAGAUACAUUUCGACAUGGAUCGGUUAUACAUUUGCACGUUUGUCCUUUGCUAUUUUGUUGCCCAGUACCUCGCCGCAAGCAAGGUGUGCAGAACUCCCACGGUAGUCUGAGGCCGAGUCUUGCGUCGUGAUUAUUUCGGAGAUUUUUUUUUUGCUCUCGGUCGAGGGGGUGGUCUGCAAGGGAAAAGUUAUCUGGAUCCAACCAACCUUCUUGUACGGUUCCUCGAGACAGAUAUU